Quercus robur (English oak) is the source of this 2933-nucleotide messenger RNA. Its product is annotated as serine racemase. The transcript is spliced from 6 exons. Gene Ontology annotation, biological process: pyruvate biosynthetic process; L-serine metabolic process; D-serine biosynthetic process. Gene Ontology annotation, molecular function: L-serine ammonia-lyase activity; threonine racemase activity; magnesium ion binding. The record is from RefSeq and is a predicted model, not a curated record. The coding region runs from base 1889 to 2791 and encodes 300 amino acids. NCBI's taxonomy places the organism in Eukaryota, Viridiplantae, Streptophyta, Magnoliopsida, Fagales, Fagaceae.
AAAAACCUCUGAGGCUCUAAGCUCUUAAUAUUCAUUAUUUCCUGUCUUUGAUUGACAUGAGUUCUUCAUGUACUUUUUAUUUUUCAUUUACGACUUUGGAAUUUUUGAUAUGUAAAAAAGUUACCCAUUGAACAACUAGGAAAGAGAAGUAAGCUGUUGAAAACAACCUUGAACAGCUGGUUUUGGGGCUUAAUCUUUCACACCCAUUUGCCAUUUGGGCCAGGUUCACUGAUUUGGACCAAUACUAGACACAUUUCGUGGUGUAUUUCUUUCAUUCAACAUGAUAAGCUUUCAAUAAUCUGAUAAUGGGUUAAAUUCAUACGAGCUUAUUUCGCUUCCAAAGGCUAUACACUCCAAUUUGUAUUCGUUUGGCAUGGUUGAAUUUGGUUGAUUGUGGAAUCAGUAUUAGUGAUUUCUUAAUUUGUAUUCUGUGAUAUGUUCAUGAAAUUUAUGUUGGAUUCAGGUUAUGGGAUUUUUAGAGAAAAUUUCAUAGUCUAGCUGUGUGUGUUAGUUCAAAUAUGCAUCUAGGGAGGGGUGACUUGGCAUGGUUUGCUGAAUACAUCCUCUCAUGCUUUGGUUCCUUUAUGUGAAGGGCUUUUGUGCAUUGUGUUUGACUCUGGAAAAUGUAAUUAUUGUCAUUUGAAGACAUUGAUUGACUGCAAAUAAUUGAAAAUUCUUAUAGGAAGCCCCAUAUUUAUGAUAUAAUCUACUUGGUUAUGAUAUGUCAGCCAAUUUGCCAUUUGUCUUAACACCAAUCACAUACUUAUUUACUUAUAUACUACAAUCCAAUGCAAGCCCUCGCCAAAACCAAAAAACUUGAAUUCUGGAAUACUUUAAUUUGGCAAUAUAAGAAAUCAUUUUCUCCAUCUCCAACUCCAUGUUGUAAAUUCAACAAUACUAGGACUACAACAAACUACACAACUUUUGCCACAACUCUCCAUGUGGUGAGUUGUGACUUGUAAGUAGUGGAGGUGUGAGCCCACCACUUUAUCUCCACCACUCACAACUCAUCACGUGACAAGUCAUGACAAAAGUUGUAUAAUUUGCUGUCGUCCUAGCAUUUUUCUUAUAAAUUUCAUUUUGGAAAAUUAUGUUGCUCUGAUGUAAAGUAUAUCAAGAAAUCAUUUUCUCCAUCUCCAACUCCAUGUUGUAAAUUCAACAAUGCUAGGACUACAACAAACUACACAACUUUUGCCACAACUCACCAUGUGGUGAGUUGUGACUUGUGAGUAGUGGAGGUGUGAACCGACCACUUUAUCUCCACCACUCACAACUCGUCACGUGGCAAGUCAUGGCAAAAGUUGUAUAAUUUGCUGUCGUCCUAGCAUUUUUCUUAUAAAUUUUAUUUUGGAAAAUUAUGUUGCUCUGAUGUAAAGUAUAUCAAGAAAGGGGGUGAAUAACCAAUUUUUCCAGCUGAAGAUAAACCAACCCCCUUAAUAAAGAAUUAAGAAACUAGACUAGCAGAUGAGAAAUUAAGCAUUUUUUUUAGUUCUGUUGGGGUUUCUGACCAUGAAACUAUUUGUUCCUUUUAUUUAUUUCAAUACAAGGGACAACAUUGAGAAAUCCCAACUGUGACUUAUUUUUCUCCCAACUGUUACUUAUCAAAGAAAUUAAGAAAUCCCAGAGUGUCAUGUCAUUGCUUCAAUAGGGAUAAGGAUUGUUGUACAUGAUCAAGAUGUUCUUUAAUUGUUACAGGAGUUACUGAAGUUAUUUAACCUGUCUCCACAUAGAUUUAGAAUCACUAAUUUUGUUGGUGGUAUAAAGAUGGAAGCAGAGAACGAAAUUAGGAGGGAAAAAUAUGUGGCUGAUAUUUCCUCCAUAAGAGAGGCUGAAGUACGCAUCAAGUCAUUCAUUCACAAAACUCCAGUUCUUUCCUCUGAAUCUCUGAAUGCUGUUUCAGGGAGACAGUUAUUUUUUAAAUGUGAAUGUUUCCAAAAGGGGUGAGAUACUAAACUAUUGUAAAUGUGGAGCUUUCAAAUUCAGAGGUGCCUGCAAUGCUGUUUUUUCUCUUGAUAAUGAUGAAGCUGCUAAAGGGGUAGUAACACACAGCAGUGGUAACCAUGCUGCAGCAUUGUCUUUGGCUGCGAAACUACGGGGAAUCCCUGCGUAUAUUGUUAUUCCAAAUGGUGCUCCAAAAUGCAAAGUUGAGAAUGUCAUACGUUACGGUGGUCAGGUUAUCUGGAGUGAAGCCACAAUGCAGUCAAGGGAGAGUGUUGCAAGUAAGGUGUUGCAAGAAACUGGUGCAGUUCUUGUACAUCCAUAUAAUGAUGGGCGCAUUAUAAGUGGGCAGGGUACCAUAUCAUUGGAGUUUCUGGAGCAAACCCCUCAAAUAGACACUCUAAUAGUUCCAAUAAGUGGAGGUGGUUUGAUAUCAGGGGUGGCAUUGGCUGCCAAGUCCAUCAACCCUGCCAUUCGAGUUUUGGCUGCAGAACCUAGGGGAGCUGAUGAUGCAGCUCGAUCCAAAGCAGCUGGCAGGAUAAUAACAUUGCCUGAGACCAACACUGUAGCUGAUGGGCUUCGAGCUUUUCUUGGCGAUUUUACCUGGCCCAUAGUGCGAGAUCUUGUUGAAGACAUCAUAACUGUGGAGGACAAUGAGAUAAUAGAAGCCAUGAAACUUUGUUACGAGAUAUUGAAGGUUGUAGUAGAACCUAGUGGAGCGAUAGGCCUUGCCGCUGUUUUAUCUGAUAGUUUCAAGAACAAUCCUGCUUUGAAGAAUUGCAGCAACAUAGGAAUUAUACUUUCAGGAGGUAAUGUUGAUCUGGGAAGACUAUGGGAUUCAUAUAGAAAAUGAAAGUCAUAUUCUAAUUUGGACUAACUCUUUCCCUAGAAACUUAUGUUUACCCUCUUGAUGAUGUAAUGAAAUUUAUGUUAACUUGUUAUGUAAUAUGUACUAUACACACCGGUGUCAUGAAAUAACCUCUGCAUUUACUUUC